Messenger RNA from Onychomys torridus (southern grasshopper mouse), 1362 nucleotides. RefSeq names its product InaF motif containing 1 (gene Inafm1). Lineage: Eukaryota; Metazoa; Chordata; Mammalia; Rodentia; Cricetidae. The record is from RefSeq and is a predicted model, not a curated record. The coding region runs from base 37 to 423 and encodes 128 amino acids. The transcript has a single exon.
GGGGGCGGGACCAGCGCGGGUGGAGUGGGCAGCGCGAUGCGGGGCUCGAGCUGUGUAGGCGGCGGUGGCGAGAGCCCGGGCGGUGCGGGGCUGAGCGAGGGUCCCCGCGGACGAUGGCUGCGCCUUGCCCCGGUCUGCGCCUACUUCCUGUGUGUGUCCUUGGCCGCCGUGCUGCUCGCCGUGUACUACGGGCUUAUCUGGGUACCCACGCGGCCGCCCGCGGGCCCCGCCGACCCCCUGCCCAGCGCGCCUGCCCCUCCUUGUGCCCGAGCAGCGCCACCUGCCCCACCUCCUGCCGCCUCCUGCUUGCUUGGAGCCUCCGGCGGGCCAAGACCACAGCCGGGACUGCCACGGAGCCGCCGCCACAGCCGCCGCCCAGCGCCGGGAGCGAUGUCCGAGACCGCGAGCCGAGCGCCUGGAUAGCCGGGCCCACUCCCACCGUGGCCUGCGCCAGUCCCAUCCGCACCGCUGGGCCUCGCCUGCGCGGCGCCUCCUCUCCCCUGAUCCUGCCUGACUUCAUCCCACCCCGCUCCUCCUCGGGACUCAGCAUUCAUCCGCAAUAAACUCCAGCCUCAGCUGCGCUUCCCUGGUCUGUGGUCGUCUGCAGCGUGCUGGCCCCUUCUCUAACCCCGUGGCCUCUGCGGCCUUAGAGGCUUUUCUCUACCAUUGCUCUCUGUAAAUUUUGGGUUGGAAUGGGGAAAAUCGGCUUGCCAGUUUCGGGGCCAUUGAAGGUCAGAUACUGUGAAGGCCUUACCAGUUUUUGGGGUGUCACGGGUCCUCGUAUGGCGUCGGAGACAAUCGUGCGUGCUGGGAGCUGUUGUUAGUAUAGUUUACUGUGUCAGGGACAGAGGCUGUCACCCCUGCUCUUGUGCCCUGGCCAGUGAUGCUGUACCUUUUUUCCUGGGGUCAGAGGGAUGAACCUGGGGUUUGGGUGGUGACAGGACACAUUUGCUGCUUUGGGAAGUAUGAAGUCUAUAACUGAACCAAAAAAAAGUGGGUACAGCCUCUGGUCUGCACUGCUGCUGGUGUCAUGGCUGAGAAGUCGGUAUAGCUUCUGAUAAAGAAGUCAGGCGAUUGAGUCCAUUUUCCCUUACCUGUGACUGCGAUCUGGCCCUAGGCAGGCCUGGGAUACCCUGCUUCAAGAAGGGGUUUUCCUGUAUGACCUGCCUUCCCCUUGAGCUGGACAGCAUCCCAGGAACCGAGCCUCCCGUCAGUCAGAUGGGAGUGUGUCGUCUGUCUUGUUGGCUCUCUCCGUUCACCAGCACUCCCCACAUGCACAGCAAUGUACUUAACCUCUCCGGUUUUGUAAAAUGAAGAUAGCACAAUGUUGCUCAGAGGAUUAAACUAGCGAUCCAAACCCGA